This is a messenger RNA of Argentina anserina (silverweed cinquefoil), 1784 nucleotides long. RefSeq names its product YDG domain-containing protein At5g47150-like. NCBI's taxonomy places the organism in Eukaryota, Viridiplantae, Streptophyta, Magnoliopsida, Rosales, Rosaceae. The record is from RefSeq and is a predicted model, not a curated record. The transcript has 4 exons. Gene Ontology annotation, molecular function: double-stranded DNA binding; histone methyltransferase activity. The coding region runs from base 237 to 1463 and encodes 408 amino acids.
UGAGCGGGUUAUAUUUGGCCCGACCCAUUAUUUCGGACCUGGGACACUCAUAAACCCGCCUCUUUACUAGUUACUACUGCUAGAUUUUUGCAGUUGAUUUUGGGGCAUGGUUUCUCGGUGUCAACAUCGUUCACCAUCUAUGACAACCUUGCAUCUAAAAAAAUCAUUGUGUGCCAAACUCCGUGAUUACGAAUAUAGCAAGGUUCUUGAGCAUUACAUUGGGUUAUGAGUUAGCAAUGCAGCAUUUGGAAUCAUCAAAUUCGAUUGCACAGCUAAGUGGUAUCCAUUUUGAAGAAGAAUUUCAAAGGUUGCCAAUGGAAAAUACUGAGUCUGCUUCCCAUAUUAAGUUACCAGAGUUUAAGAGGUAUAGAGUCUCUGUUGUUCGUGAUUAUCCUUUAGGGUGUGGACCAUUUGCUCACCUGAGUAAUUUGAAUGCGGAUGGUAUGGAGAAGAUUUCACAUAGAAAAUAUCCUCCUCGAUGUGUAGAAGUUGUUCGGGAUUUUCCUCCUUUCUGUGGGAUAAAUGCAUCUCCAGUGGCCAGGAAAUUCAGCCAAGAGAAAUCAGUUAGGGGUUAUAUCUCCUCAUCAUCAAAGACAGUGAAGAAUAAUGAGAAACAAACAGGACUUCCGAACAAAGUUCAACCUAACACUGAGAAGAAAAUUGGAGGAAAGUCUGUACCAGCAAAGGCUGCCUGUCAAAGUGCAAGUGAUACAAGGAAGGAGUAUUAUCAGCAUGAUGAAAAAGAACAUAAGAAUGUGAUUCCAAAAUCACAUAGUACAGAUCCUGCUCCUUUUGGCUUUAGUAGUUCAAGCCAAAGGAGUCAUGAUAAUGACACAAGUGAAGGGAACAUGGUAAAGGAGAUAUUGCACUUGUUCCGAGAUGAAUGUGACAAGCGCUUGCUGGAGGAAGAAAGGAGAAGGUCAAAUGGAGUGAAAAAUAUUCACCGUAGGGUUGAUUUGGAAGCCUUUAAGGUCCUCAAGGAUAGAGGACUCUUUGUAAAAUCAGGCAAAAACGUCAUAGGAGAUAUCCCAGGAGUCAAAGUUGGUGAUAAGUUCCAGUACCGCGUUGAACUUAUCCUUUGUGGCCUACAUCACCAGACCCAAGGUGGUAUAGCUUAUGGGAAUUUUGGUGGAAAGGUCCUUGCAACCAGUAUCGUAGCAUCUGGUGGCUAUGCAGAUGAUUUGCAAAGUAAGGAUUCGUUAAUCUAUACUGGCCAGGGAGGAAAUCCUGAACGGGGAAAGGACCCUCAAGACCAGAAGCUUGAACGGGGAAAUCUUGCUUUAAAGAACAGUGUGCAAAAGAAUCAUGUCAGAGUGAUUCGUGGCUCCGAACUAGUGUAUGGAAGCAGGACAUAUGUGUAUGAUGGAUUAUAUAUGGUGGAGAAAUGUUGGCAGGAAAGGGGUGCUCUUGGUAAGCUUGUCUUCAAGUUUCAAAUGAACAGAAUUGGAGGCAUUGGAAAUUGAUGUCGGAGGUGCAUGUUUGAACUUGGUAUACAAGGAAGAAUGCCAGCCAGUAUCCGAACCAUCUACAGGAGCAAAGCAGAUGUUAGUGAAUCGGAUUUCCCAGUUAUAUAUGUGACAGGUAGAGUAGAGAAACUCUACUUUUGUGAAGAACUUGACAGUGAGGCAUAGGUGCACUAAGAUAUAGUGCAAAGCUUGUUAUCGAUGUAAUUUGUCUAAAUCUGAUGUAGGCAAUAUUACGAGACAGUUAUAUAUGUGAAUGCUGUGAUGAGUUUGAUAUUGCUCAUACUUUGCUUGCUAGUUGCAGAAGGUGGCAAUUCCUCU